CCAGCACACUGAGACCAUUUAUUAGAAUAUCUUGCCGCCGACCAACAAAGGAACACAACACCUUUUAAUGAAAAAUAAAAACAUAUGUUAGGCACUGCUUAUUUAAGAACUGCAGCUUUAAUUUUUACCUGUUCUUUAAUCUGGGAAGUCUAUGUAUCAAGCUGAUACACUAAGUGGAAACCUGGGCAAUUACUUUUGGAGUAAAAGCAUGAGAUAUGCCUGGAAUUUCAAGUACUGGGUUGAAACUCUUUGCCACACAGGCCAGAAAACAAUUUGAGCUCUUGAGCUUGUGAAGAGGUGUGUUACCUGCUGGGGGCAUGUUUCUGACUCUCAGUAAAACAAAGAAGUCUCAGAGGUCUCCACUGGCUGCUACUUUACCUGACUAGAGUUUCGGUCCAUCCUUAUUUUUUCUCAAUUUUAGUUUGUAAAACAUUUUGAGGAAACAACCUAGAGACAACAAUGAAGAACCUGGAGAGCCCAACACCUCCAGCAUCCUUUACUCUAUGGGACUAUGUGGUUUUUACUCUGAUGCUGGUCAUCUCAGCAGCUGUUGGGUUGUACUAUGGCUUUGCCAAAGGAGGACAACACAGCUCCAGGGAUUUUCUAGUUGGUGGUCGCAGUAUGACAGCAGUGCCCGUGGCUCUGAGCCUGACUGCCAGUUUCAUGUCAGCCAUCACGGUGCUGGCCACCCCAGUAGAAGUGUACUGUUACGGGCUCAGCUUCAUCCUCACCUGCCUUUCAUUUAUUCCCAUGGUGUGGAUCAGCUCAGAGAUCUUUCUGCCAAUCUUCUACAGACUGGGAAUUACCAGUACUUAUGAGUAUCUGGAAAUGCGGUUUAACAAAGCCACUCGGCUGUUUGGAACAGUGUUAUUUAUCAUACAAACAUUACUUUACACUGGAAUGGUUAUCUACGCUCCAGCACUGGCUUUAAACCAAGUCACUGGCUUAGAUCUCUGGGGAGCUGUGAUAUCGACUGGAGUGGUCUGUACCUUCUACUGCACCUUGGGUGGUCUGAAGGCUGUGGUGUGGACAGACGUGUUCCAGGUGCUCAUCAUGCUGACUGGGUUCUUGGCUGUCAUAAUUCAGUCUGUGCUGGUGCAGGGCGGAGUCUCCGUCAUCUUCAGCGAUGCUGCCCAGGGUGGCAGAAUCAACAUAUUGGACUUUGAUCCUAACCCUCUGAGGAGGCACACUUUCUGGACUAUCCUAAUCGGUGGUACAUUUGUCUGGACCAGUACGUAUGGUAUUAACCAAGCUCAGGUGCAACGAUAUGUGUCUUGCAAGUCCCUGUUCCAUGCCAAAAUGUCUCUGUAUGUGAACUUGGUGUCUCUCUGGGCUAUUAAUCUUUGUUCAGUUUUUUGUGGAUUGUGUUUGUACUCUGUUUAUAAGAAUUGUGAUCCAUGGACAGCUAAUAAGGUGUCUGCUCAAGACCAGCUAAUGCCAUAUCUGGUUCUGGAUAUCUUAAGGGAUCACCCUGGACUUCCUGGCUUGUUUGUAGCAGCAGCAUACAGUGGCACCCUGAGCACAGUGUCCUCCAGUGUGAACGCAUUAGCCACAGUGACGGCUACUGACCUGAUAAGUCCAUACUUCAGCUUGUCGGAGCAGCAGCUCUCAUGGGUAUCGAAAGGCCUGAACAUUUUCUAUGGAGCUAUGUGCAUUGGGAUGGCUGGUGUUGCAUCUCUGAUGGGAGGGCUGCUACAGGCAGCGAUCAGCAUUGUUGGCACGAUUGGUGGACCUCUACUUGGCCUCUUCACUUUGGGAAUCCUGUUCCCCUUUGUUAACUCAAAGGGAGGACUGGCUGGUCUGGUCACUGGGCUAUCUGUAUCCUUCUGGGUGUGUAUUGGGUCUCAGAUCUAUCGACCCCUACCUGAGAGUACCAGACCCCUCGCUCUGGAAACACAUGGCUGCAACUUCACCAUGGCUGAGAAUGUCUUACAGAACUGGACCUACUCUACACAGACUGAACACAUCACCUCUGCCCAGCAGCACAACACUCAGGACAGGCCUUGGCUGGCUGAUAGUUGGUACUCCUUGUCCUACCUGUAUUUCUGUCCUGUGGGGACUUUAGUUGCCAUAGCUGUGGGGUUGAUUGUAAGUUUGGUCUCAGGGGAUAAAGCGCUAAAGCUGGAAGCAGGUCUGACAGUAAUGAAGGAGGAUUUAACUUGCUACAAGCUUUAUAAGAUACUAAAGCAAAAGGCCAUAGGAAAUUCAUUUAAACUUGACCUGGCUGGGGGGAAGGAGAAGAAAUCUGGUGAAACUAACUUUGCCUUUCGUGAUAUUGAGCUUGAUAUCACACAAAUGCAGUCUCAGAAAUCUCUUACAUAAGAUGAUUUGCUCAUUUUUCUUCAUUACAUUUAUCAUCGCACAUUUUCUUUUAUGAAUGCACCAUACCAUCUAUGUUAGUAAUAACAAAAACAACCAGACAGGAUAUUGUGACAAAAUACACAUUUAUUAUUCAGCGCCUCUCUGGACAAACAGAAUUAACUAUUAAAGCUUACUGAGCUUACUGGAGGGGAAAAGACGCAAGUUCUCCACUUAGCCACACUGUGCUAUUUCUACAUUAAACUUCUCAACACACACUGCUGACAUUCCUCACAUAUAAUAAUCUUAAUAAAUGCUGAAUGAAUUAA
Astyanax mexicanus (Mexican tetra) is the source of this 2627-nucleotide messenger RNA. RefSeq names its product solute carrier family 5 member 8 (gene slc5a8). Gene Ontology annotation, biological process: sodium ion transport; propanoate transmembrane transport. NCBI's taxonomy places the organism in Eukaryota, Metazoa, Chordata, Actinopteri, Characiformes, Acestrorhamphidae. Gene Ontology annotation, molecular function: organic acid:sodium symporter activity. The record is from RefSeq and is a predicted model, not a curated record. Bases 460 to 2322 code for a protein of 620 amino acids. The transcript is spliced from 15 exons. Gene Ontology annotation, cellular component: membrane.